Messenger RNA from Penaeus indicus, 1433 nucleotides. RefSeq names its product sodium- and chloride-dependent glycine transporter 2-like. The transcript has 11 exons. Gene Ontology annotation, cellular component: plasma membrane. Lineage: Eukaryota; Metazoa; Arthropoda; Malacostraca; Decapoda; Penaeidae. The record is from RefSeq and is a predicted model, not a curated record. Gene Ontology annotation, biological process: sodium ion transmembrane transport. Bases 84 to 1433 code for a protein of 449 amino acids.
CCACAAGGACACCCGUAGUGGAAGUCGAGAAGGGAACUGCCAUUAGUGACUUUGUGAGGAGACUCGACACAAAAGCUCCAGAAAUGGGUCAGUCGCCGGGCGAGAGCAACGACCGUGGGCACUGGAGUAACAAGUGGGACUACCUUCUCUCGCUCGCUGGUUACGCCAUUGGGAUCGGCAAUGUAUGGCGGUUCCCUUACCUCUGCUACAGGAACGGGGGAGGUAAGACUGCUGCGAGCAACUUUACUAAUUCGACAGAGAGGGCAGUUUCAGCAGCCGAUGAAUUCUUUCACAACCGCGUUCUGGAGAUCUCUUCAAACAUCAACGACCCAGGCGGUUUCGUAUGGCCCAUAGUGAACACGACUCUCUUUGUUUGGACAUUUGUAUUCCUCUGUGUUUUCAGAGGUGUUAAAGUUGUCGGAAAGGUCGUGUGGUUCACCUCCUCCUUCCCUUUCCUGAUGCUGAUAAUCCUGUUCAUUCGAGGCGUGACUCUCCCGGGUGCCUGGGACGGAAUUUAUUACUACAUCUAUCCGAAUUUCAGCAAACUUGGGGAUCUCAAGGUCUGGGCAGACGCGGCCGUUCAGAUCUUCUUCUCGAUCGGCACAGGAUGGGGCUCCUUGGCCACUAUGGGCUCCUUCAAUAAGUUCCGCAACAACUGCCUCCGCGACGCCCUCUUCGUGCCCGUCCUCAACUGCGCCACCUCCUUCUUCGCCGGCUUCGUGGUAUUCUCCGUCCUCGGCUUCAUGGCGCACCAGACGGGCACCUCCGUGGAGAGUGUCACGGCCGCAGGUCCCGCCCUGGCGUUCAUCACGUACCCGGAGGCGCUGUCGCUCAUGCCCUUCGCGCCGCUCUGGUCCGUCCUGUUCUUCCUCAUGCUCUUCUUCCUCGGCAUCGACUCCAUCUUCGUGCAGAUCGAGAACCUGGUGAUGUCGGUCGUGGACGAGUUCCCUGUCCUUCGCACCAGGAAGGGCUGGGUCACGUUUGCCGCGUGCGGGCUCAUGUUCCUCGGCGCUCUCUCCUGCUGCACUAGGGGCGGCAUGUACGUGCUGUUGCUGCUGGAUUGGUACUCUGCUUCCAUCACGGUGGUGUUCGCGGGACUGUGUGAACUCAUCGUGUUUUCUUACAUAUAUGGGGCGGGUCGGACUGUCCGGGAUCUUCAGAUGAUGACGAAGAAAGCCGUGGGAAUGUUCUGGUACGUCGCCUGGAUCUCCGUCACGCCCCUCCUUCUCCUGUUCAUCUUCAUCAACUCUAUGGCCAGUAUGACAGCUGUCAGUUACCGUGAUGUCAUAUUCCCGUCUUGGGCCCAGAGCGUGGGUUGGCUCAGCGCGCUGGCCUCCUUCGCCGGCGUGCCCGCUUAUGGCAUAUAUUACUUCCUCGCGUCGAAGGGGUCUUUCUCCAAGGUAAGAAUGCGUUGCUUUUCUUCUUUGGUUUAA